GAGACUAAUAUUUUCAUUCAUGUGCGUUUACUUGUUGAAAACUUUUUUUUCUUUAAUGGACUUUAAACAGCAAAAAAAUAUAGUGAGAAAUAAAUUUUCUUCAUUUUGUAGAUCUAUUGUUGGCAGUCUAUUACUUGCAUUGGACAUUAUUGGAAUUAAUUCAGUAAAAAUGAAUGUCUGGGGCUCAAUGUGUGAAUUGAAGGAGUUGUUGCGUUAACGCAUAUAUUAACAUGUCGUUUUUUCGAAUUGGUGGUAAUAUUUCGGGUUUUGGAAUUGAUCUGUGGAUGUUUAAGAAAUAGAAAAAACUUGAUAAAAUAACAUUCAUCACGAAUACAAACGAGCCAUUAAUCGACUGGAUCAUACAGCUGUGUGUUGUGUCAGUGGAAGUGAUAUAAUAACAUUCAGUGAAGCUUCAUCGCCUUCCAAAGACUUUGUACUUACGUGAGUUUUCGGAUUGUUAAAAGCUGAGUCGUUAUUUUCAAAAGUUUUUAUAAGUUUUCUUUUCGUUGGAUUAUUGUUAACUGUGAUAUUCAUGACUAAUCUAUAAUAAAUUUGAUGUUUUUGUUUUACACAACAAAAGGAAGAACGCAAGCGACGUCAAAAGGAACGACGUAUUCGACGCGAUCUUCGUUUGUCGUCAGAAAUGGACGCGGCGAAGACCACUGGCGGAGGUGGCAGACACAAGUUUCACCGAGCGUCCCAAGCGCCCUUUCCUGCGCUUUUAAAAGGGGCCUUGUCAAAGUCGUCAAGUUUUUGCGUGAACGCUCCAAGUCGUCCUAAGACUGACUUUUCCGCUACACUGCGAAAACACGAAAGCUUCAAUAUUGUUGAUGUUCACGCGAUCUCCGAUGUUUCUAAAUCGUUAAGAUUUUCCGACGACUUAAACAGAGGUGUAGCGGGAAAAUUUUCUGGCCACUCGACAGCAUUGUCGAGCUCUGAUUGGUCGCGGUAUUCGCUUUAUCCUGAUGUAGAAGCAGAUUUUCUCGACAACAAGCAAGGUAACGAUAUUGAACAGUCCCCUUGUCCGUUCGAAAGCAAGAAUGUAACGUCGGCACAUAAUGUGGAUACCGAUCCAGUGACUCGGUCUGUUAUAAAAUACAACGACAAUAAAGCUCCCACAAAACCGGUAAGAAAGAACUUGCACACAAACACCGUAGUUCUGGGUCUGCAUGAUCCAAUAUCGAAACUUGAAGACAACAAAGUCACGGGAGCCAAUGAUGGAUCUGAUAAUAAAUAUGCAUCACACGAAAUCAUUAAAUCCAAAAUGAAAAGCGACUUCGAACAAGAUAGGCAGCAUGAAUGGACAAGAAAAACUGAAAACGAUCCUGAAGUUCAAGAAUCGAAAGCUUGGAGGAGUCACAUCACAGGUGUUGCAGUUGUGACUGUACCGCACAGUCCGCGCCUACGUCAUGCUAGGGUUCCGGGUGAUGAUGACGUAAGAGACACCACGAAACGAAAGCAUGACCAACACGUCAAGGUGAAAUUGCAGUCAUUCGAUGUUCUUCCAAAUUUCAAGAAAAACAUCAGGAAGAAGAGAGCAGCUGGUAAUGUUACUGGACGCAAUGACGAUGUUUUAUCGGACACCUCUAGUGUAAAUACUCUCGACCUGGACGAUACUCUUUCCGCUAGUUCCGAAUCUUUGGCUUCGAGUCCACUUGGACAUAAACGAACUCAGGAAGACGUACAUAAUGAUCGCAAGAAUGAAUUAAGGGGACUCAAUGAGUCGAAGAAAUACAAAAGUGACUCUAUGAUUGCUCAAAUGGAUAAACGCGCAAAAUCGUUAGAUGAACAACCUUACGAAAGCGUAAAUGGCACAUCCGAAAAUAAAUCAAAUAUCCAACAAAAAGCAUACACGAAUCAACACGAGCAUUUUCCAGUAGAAAGUAAUGCUGGUUCCAAAAUUGGGCAUGCUGAAGCACCAAUAAAACCGUUUCAAAUGAGGCGCCAGUCGAGCCAGCCCUGUCUCGCGACACCGAGCCUGGACGAUAUUUUACGAGAUCCGCUGGCUACAACUGGAGUGCAUGCUCAUAAAAUCAACCAAACACGUUCUGGGAAUGACUCUGGGGAAAUGCGAUUCCAGAGAUCUCUUGACUCAAGCAUUUAUGCAAAGUCACGAGCAACGGGAUUUAAUCUGGAUGCAAAUGUGCAGAAAGGGAGUUGUGGCGAAGCACUCUUACCGUUUGUCAGCGGGCCCUUGACCGAUGGGGACAUUCAGGCGACAGAUUCCGAGGAUGACCUCAUAUCAAGUGCGUCCGAGGCAGAUGAGAUCUUACGAAGACGGAAACUAAACACAUACUUUCUAGUCUUGAGAAGGCGUGCAAGUAUGGCCCUCAAGGGAGAUAAGUUGAACAUGACGAACGGCGAGACUCGGGCGAGAGUGGUCGGGUCCUUUUUCAACGUGUAUCGAUGUCGGACAUAGCCAUUCCCGAUCAC
Dreissena polymorpha is the source of this 2433-nucleotide messenger RNA. RefSeq lists its product as uncharacterized. Lineage: Eukaryota; Metazoa; Mollusca; Bivalvia; Myida; Dreissenidae. The transcript has 3 exons. The record is from RefSeq and is a predicted model, not a curated record. The coding region runs from base 644 to 2419 and encodes 591 amino acids.